GGUGGAGCGACACGGGGAGAGAGAGAGGGAGCUCAGAAACCUCGACGAACCGCUCUCCUGUAUUCAAGUCCCCUUCCUCUCUUUCUUCUGUAGUUUGCUGCACUCUCCUUUCUCAUUCCCCUCCAAAUGCUUCUCUCCUUCAAAAGAUAACGACUCGCCUCCUUAAACCCAGAUCAAUUGUUUCCUAAAACUUUCCUCCUCGUCCCGGAUCGAGCGGGCAGGUGGAGAGGAUGAUGGCGAGCGGACCUGCGUCGCUCGGUGCUGCGCUCUUGGUGACCUGCUGCGUCUUGGUGUCGGCCCAGGAGCUGCCGACCAACGGGGUGAACGGGUACAGCCUGCACCCGCCCUACUUUAACCUGGCAGAGGGCACCAAGAUCACCGCCACGGCGACCUGCGGGGAGGAGGACACCGGUAGGACCGUGCACGACCUGUACUGCAAGCUGGUCGGAGGCCCGGUGUCCGGAGACCCGAGCCAGACCAUCCAGGGCCAGUACUGUGACAUCUGUAGUCAAGGCGACAGUGAUCGCGCCCAUCCCAUCACCAACGCCAUCGACGGGACAGAGCGAUGGUGGCAGAGCCCUCCCCUGUCCCGCAGCACGGAGUACAACGAGGUGAACGUUACCCUGGACCUUGGACAGCUCUUCCAUGUGGCCUACGUGUUGAUCAAAUUUGCCAACUCUCCCCGUCCAGACCUCUGGGUUCUGGAGAGAUCCACUGACUUUGGGCAGACCUACCAACCCUGGCAGUACUUUGCCUCCUCUAAGAGAGACUGUAUUGAGCGUUUUGGACAGAGGACCAUUGAGAGAAUCAACAAUGACGAUGAUGUUAUCUGCACCACCGAAUAUUCACGUAUAGUGCCGCUGGAAAACGGAGAGAUUGUGGUGUCUCUGGUGAACGGUCGUCCCGGGGCCUUGAACUUCUCCUAUUCGCCCGUGCUGAGGGAGUUCACCAAGGCCACCAACAUCAAGCUCCGCUUCCUGAGAACCAACACGCUGCUGGGACACCUGAUGGGCAAGGCGCUCCGUGACCCUACCGUCACACGCAGGUACUACUACAGCAUCAAAGACAUCAGCAUCGGAGGACGCUGCGUGUGUAACGGACACGCUGAGGCCUGCAACGCCAAGGACCCCAUCGACCCCUACAAGUUACAGUGCGACUGCCAGCACAACACCUGCGGCGUGUCAUGCGACCAGUGUUGCCCCGGAUACAACCAGUUCCCAUGGAAACCGGCCACAACCUACAGUGCCAACGAGUGUGAACCUUGUAACUGUCACCGUCACUCAUUUGACUGUUACUACGACCCCGAGGUCGAUCAGAAGAGAGGGAGCCUCGACAUCCACGGCCACCACAGAGGAGGGGGCGUCUGUCUCAACUGUCAGCAUCACACCACCGGAGUUAACUGUGAGCGCUGCAUCCCCACCUACUACAGGUCACCUGACUACGCCAUCGACUCCCCGCUGGCCUGCUCCCCCUGCAACUGUCAGUCAGAGUUCACAGAUGGUACCUGUGAGGAUCUGACCGGACGUUGUUUCUGCAAACCAAACUACACUGGGGACAACUGUGACUCCUGCGCCAGCGGCUUUAUCAACUUUCCUCAGUGUUACCCUAUCCCCACCUAUCCUACCAACAACAACAAUGGUGAAGCCAAACCGGCUGGAGAGAUCAUCAACUGUGAGUGCAGUGCAGCAGGCACAGUGGACAACGCGUGCAAGACGGACCCACGAACACGAACCUGCAUCUGUAAACCAGGUUUCACUGGUGAACACUGUGACACCUGCGCUCCGGGUUUCCACGGACUCAACUGUCAGGCCUGUCAGUGUUCAGGUCCAGGCUGUUUGGACGGGUCAUGUGACUUGAUGACCGGGCACAGUGUGUGUCGGAGCGGUUUCCAGGGUCACCAGUGUGAUCAGUGUGCUCCUGGUUACUUCAACUACCCACUCUGCCAGCUGUGCGGUUGCAGCACAGUCGGAUCUCUGCCUGAAGUCUGCGAUGCGUCUGGCCGGUGCCUGUGUAAACCAGAGUUUCAGGGUCCUCGGUGUGAACAGUGCAGAUCUGGGUUCCACUCGUACCCCAACUGCCAAGUUUGCGCCUGUGAUUCUCGCACCUCACUGGACACCAGCUGCACAGCGUCCGGUCACUGCCACUGCCGGCCCAAUUACAGCGGCGCGUCAUGUGACCAGUGUGCACCCGGUUACUAUGGCUACCCCAGCUGCACUCCCUGCCAGUGUUCCUCAGAAGGCUCCCGCUACACUAACUGCGACCAGGUGACGGGCCAGUGCGUGUGUCUGCCCAGUGUGGUGGGACUGAGGUGUGACAGCUGUGCACACGGCUCCUACGGCUUCCCCAACUGCCAAGCUGGUACCUGUCACCCUGCUGGCUCUGUUCAGUACACAGUACAGCCACCUGUGGGCCAGUGUGAGUGUCGUCGUCACGUCGAGGGUCCGGCCUGUGACCAGUGUAAACCUUUGUACUGGAACCUCUCACCUGACACUCCCGAUGGAUGCUCCAACUGUGAGUGUAACAUCGCGGGGACUCUGAGCAGUGUUGCAGAGUGUGCACAGGAAACCGGUCAGUGCUACUGUAAGCCCAACGCCUGCAGUGGAACCUGCUGGACCUGCAAAGAAGGCUUCUACAACCUGCAGGAACACAGCUACUUUGGCUGCCAGGGUUGCCAGUGUGACAUCGGUGGCUCAGCAGGUCAGUCCUGCCAAGAGAGGAACGGACAGUGUCGCUGCAGACCCAAUGUGGAGGGACCAAAGUGUAACUUACCUCGUCAGGAUCAUUACUUCCCGGACCUCCAUCACCUGAAGUUUGAGAUCGAGGAGGGAACCAUGCUGGACGGCCGACCGGUGCGAUUUGGCUACAACCCCCUGGAGUUCCCAGACUUCAGCUGGAGAGGUUACGCUCAGAUGAACCCCAUUCAGUCCAAAGUGUUGGUGUCGGUGUCAGUCAGCUCUCCAGACCUCUUCCGCGUGGUGCUGCGCUAUGCCAACUGGGGGGGUUCGGAUGUUCGGGGCAGGGUGUCGGUGAUAGAGGACGACUGGAACUACUACUGUGGUAACUGUUCAGAACAGUCCAAACAGAUCGUCUUUGCUCCCAGUGUGGAGCCGACCUUUGUCAACGUUCCCCAGAAUAAUUUUGUGGAGCCCUUUGUACUGAACCCGGGAACGUGGACCGUGGUUAUAGAGGCUGAGGGAAUCAUGCUGGAUUAUCUGGUCCUGCUGCCCAGUGCCUACUAUGAAGCUCCUAUCCUGCAGAUCAAAGUGACUGAACCCUGUACCUACAGCGCUGUAUCUGAACCCAACCAGAACUGUCUGAUGUACAAGUAUCUGUCUCUGGACUCCUUCCCCUCCAUCUCUGGCAACGACGCCAACUGCCGCACCGACAACCACCUGCCGCGCCCCUGCCCAACUGAGAGGGUAACCCCGCGGCAUCCCGACAUGGCCGUCUGCAGUGGCUACGAUAUCAGCGUCGAGCUGCAAGCUCGGCUGUCGUCUCCAGGCGACCACGUCCUGGUGGUCGAGUAUUCCAGCGAAGAGGAACUGCCUCAAACUCUGUCUGUCGCUGUCAGCGUGCCCGGCCCACGGCCAGACCAACAUCGUGUCACCCUGCUGCACUGCAAAUACAGCUUCCUGUGUCGAGUGGUGGCCAUCGAUGAGCAGAACAGGGUGGCAGUCUUCUCCCUCCCUGCCAGCGCGGAGAUCCAGCUCACCUCCGACCGCGCCAGCUUCUUCCUGCACAAAGUGUACCUGGUUCCUAAAGACCAGUUUACUAUGGAGUACGUUGACCCGAAAGUCCAGUGCAUCAGUACUCAUGGGCAGUUUUCACCUGACAGUUCCUCCUGCGUCCCCUCACGCUUCCAGACUCCAUCAGACUCUCUAGUCCUGAAGGAGGGCCAGAGCUCCUCCAUGCAGGAGCUACCCGUCCCGGCCACCCCUGCUCCAGCUCCUCCUCUGCCCUUCUAUCAGAGAGACGAGGCGCCCUGGACAGGAGGAGACAGGCCUCCACACGUUGCGGAUAACAGCGACCACAUCCGUCUGGACUCGCUGCAGAAUGCAGCGGUGUACUCAUCGCGCGUCCACACCCUCGGCCGUUACGUCUUCAUCCUCCACUUUCACCAGCCUCUGCACCCCACUUAUCCAGUGCAGGUCUACAUUAACGGAGGACGAAUCUGGCAGGGCCACGUCAACGCCUCCUUCUGUCCACACGCUUACGGCUGCCGGAACAUCCUGGUGUCUGAGAAUCAGAUCAUCCUGGAUGUGACGGACCACGAGUUCUUCCUCACUGUACAGGUACCAGCAGGAAAGACUCUGUGGCUGGAUUAUGUGUUGGUGGUUCCUGAGACGAGCUACAGCUCCAGCUACCUGAACGAGGAACCUCUGGAUAAAUCUUAUGACUUCAUCAGCAACUGUGGCCAAAACAGCUUUCACAUCGAUCCGUCCUCUGCCUCUCCGUUCUGCCUCAGCUCAGCCGUGUCCCUGUCGGCCUUCUUCAACAACGGGGCGAUGCCCUGCGCCUGCCACGAACUCGGGGCGGAGAGCGACACCUGCGAGCAGUUUGGCGGCCAGUGCCAUUGCAGGCCAAACGUGAUCGGACGAGAGUGCUCCAUGUGUGCCACGGGGUACUGGGGAUUCCCCAACUGCAGACCCUGUAACUGUGGUACAAGGCUAUGUGAGCCGGUGACUGGCGAUUGCAUCUGUCCUCCGAGGACUCUGCGUCCAGAGUGCACCCAGUGUGAGCCUCAGACGUUUGGCUGUCACCCAGUGGUGGGCUGUGAGGUCUGCAACUGCUCUCGGCCCGGUAUCACCUCUCCUGACGCCAGCUGUGACACGCUCAGCGGACAGUGCAGGUGUAGGAACAACGUCGUCGGCCGUCAGUGCGACCGCUGCGCCCCCGGUUUCUAUGGUUACCCCAACUGCAGGCCUUGCGACUGCAAUGAGGCGGGAACUGAGGAAGAAGUGUGCGACACCUUCACAGGACAGUGUCUAUGCAAGGAGAACGUCCAGGGCGCUCGUUGCGAUCAGUGCAGAGUUGGUACUUUCCACUUGGACCCAACCAACCCAAAGGGCUGCACCAGCUGCUUCUGCUUCGGAGCCACCGACCGCUGUCGCAGCUCUGACAAAAGACGCACAGAGAUCAUGGACAUGAAUGACUGGGUGCUGCUUGGAGCAGACAAACAGGAAGUGCCGGUGACAGUGUAUCCUGGUCAGGACCUCGUGGAGGCUGACCUCAGUGACGUACCCGAUGUCUACCAGGACCUCCACUGGCACGCUCCGAAGACAUACCUGGGAGACAAGGUCUCAUCCUAUGGAGGUUCCCUGAGGUAUCGCCUCCACACUCAGACCAUGAGAGGAGAUGUGUUGUCUCUGCCUGCUGAAGCCUCCAGACCUGAUAUCAUUCUGAAGGGUAACCAGAUGACUCUGGUCUUCAUGGAGCGAGAAUACUCCUCACCUGAAGAGCCUCACCUGGGGAUAGUUCACAUAGUCGAGGGAAGUUUCCGUCACGCUCAGACCGGCAACUCUGUGUCUCGGGAGGAACUGAUGAUGGUUCUGGUCGCUCUGGAGUCCCUGCAGAUCCGAGCCCUCCACUCGCAGUCAGCCCACUCCGUGUCGCUCCGUGGGGCCGUGCUGGAAGGAGCAGAGACUCUGCCCACUGGACGCCACGCCAACAAUGUGGAAAUCUGCAUGUGUCCCGCCAACUACCUUGGAGACUCGUGUCAGAAAUGUGCUCCAGGUUAUUACAGAGACACCAUCGGCCUGUUUCUGGGGAAAUGCGUUCCCUGUAACUGUAACGGACACUCUGACCAGUGUCUGGACGGAUCUGGAAUCUGUGUGAACUGCCAACAUAACACCCUUGGCGACCACUGUGAGAGGUGCCAGGGUGGUUUCCUUGGUAACAACAGCCUUGAUGGGCAGGCCGUGUCCUGCGCCAGUUGUCCCUGCCCGUUAAGGACCCCAUCCAACAACUUUGCAGAAGGCUGUGUGCAGAAAAGUGACAGGAUGCAGUGUCUGUGUAUGCCAGGUUAUGCUGGACCUAACUGUGAAAGGUGUGCCCCUGGUUUCUACGGCAACCCCAUGGUUCUCGGCAGUAGGUGCCAACGGUGCAACUGUCAUGACAACACGGACCCAAACAUGUUGUUCACCGACUGUCACCCACUGACCGGGGAGUGUCUCAGCUGCAUGCACAACACAGCCGGACCUCACUGUGACAUCUGCGCUCCUGGUUUCUACGGCGACGCCAUCAGUGCCAAAAACUGCACCAAAUGCAACUGUUCUCCAUGUGGGACAGAGUCAUGUGACCCUCGUACUGGACAGUGCCGUUGCAAACCGGGAGUCACUGGGCCGCGCUGCCAACGUUGUGAGGAGGGCGCCUUUGGCUUUGAGUCGUGCUCAGGCUGCAGUCAGUGUGACUGUGACGCCUCGGCAGCUCUCGUCCAGCCGUGUGACCCUCAGAGCGGUCAGUGUGCCUGUCAGCCUGGAGUCAACGGGCCCAACUGCAGACAGUGUGCUCCGGGGUACUGGGACUAUGGACCCGACGGCUGCAGGAAGUGCGACUGUAAUGGAGGUCACUGUGACCCUCGGAGUGGAGAGUGCCGCUGUCCUGACGGGAUGGCAGGAAGGCAGUGUGACACCUGCUUACAAAAAUACAGCGUCCCUACAGUGGACCGGACCGGCAUGCACUGUGAAUCGUGCGACAGCUGUGUCAUCGUCCUGUUGGAGGAUCUGGACAAGAUGAACGAGGACUUCCAGUCAGUGGCCAGUCAGCUGGGUAAUCUCAACGCCAGCUCCAUGGCCUGGGCUCAGCUGCACAGUCUCAACAAGUCUGCGGAGGAAAUCGCCCGUGCCAUAGAGAACUACAACAGUACGCUGGAUGAGAGCAGGAAUCGAGCCGACUUGCUGGAUGCCGAGAUCAUGAAUAUCAACGAUGACAUCAAUGAGCUGCAGAAUAAAGCCGACGCAAUGACAAACAAGGUUGAAGAUCUGCACAACAACACCAUCAACACACACCAGAGGGCGGAAGAUCUGCUGUCCAUGCUCAACAAUUUGACCAUGGAUAUAAACGACAUCCUGCAUAUGGCGAACCGGUCUUUGCUGAAUGACACUGACACGGAGCAGGACGACGGUUUGAGGGAGAAUACCAUAAAGGAGGUGCAGGACAUGCUGAGAGAGAUGAGGUUCAGGAGCUGUGUGGGACAGAUGAAACUGGCUGAGAAGGAGAAGAUGGAGGCGGAGAAAUUGCUGAAUCUUGUUAACAAGGAGCUUUUGGGGAGUCAAGAGGAAAACAAUGACUUGGCCAAAGCUAUCAGAGACCAUCUGGCUCGCUUCAACUCUGAGAUGAUGGACCUCAGAGACGCCCUGAACGAGGCCGUGAACAACACUGCCAGAGCAGCAGAGCUCAACAACGUUAAUGAGGAAAGCCUGGAGGAAAUUAAAAGGAGGAUCGAAGACUUACUGGCGAAGAAGAAGGAGGUGAUCGACCAGCUGAACAUGGCUGAAGACAAUUUCGCUCAGGUCAACGAUAUGCAGUCUAUGGUGCAAGAGUCUAAAGAGGAGUACGAGCGUUUGGAGGCACAGCUGGACGGCGCCAGGGCUUCGCUGGCACAAAAAGUGCAGAGUUUUGCUUCGAAAAUCCCUCUGGUGGAGGAAGCAGAGAAACAUGCUGAGCUGCUGAACGCUUUAGCCAUGAACUUGUCUAGUUUGGUGGCAGAAACCAAUAGGGAUGGAACCGUAAAUGGCACAAAAGUUUACAACAACAUUAUUAACAGCAUUAAGGAGGCAGAGGAUGCUGCCAUGAUGGCUGAAAAGGCUGCUAAUGACACGCUGGAGAACGUAAAGGACCAGAACCUCGGCAGACUUGCUAAUGCUCUGAAGAACCACAGCAUGGACCUGAAGGAUGAGGUUGAACAACUAAAUGAUGAACUGAACAAUGACCUGAAGCCUCAGCUGGACGACGCUCAGGAGCGCCUGGAACGCGCCAAGACCAAACAAGUUGCUGUGAUGAAGGAUCUGGCAGCGGUCCAGAACAACCUCAACUUCACCUCGAAUGUGAGCCAGCAGAUUGAUGAUGUGAAGAAUAUGGCAGAUCUGGCAAACACCACGGCCACCCAGGUCAAAAACGCCCUGCGACCCAUUCAAGAGGAGCUAGACCAAUGGCAGAAGGCCUACGGAGACGCUAAUGCCACAAACGAUGACCUCAACAACGCCCUAAUGGACGCCAACAACACCGUUCACAAGCUAGGGGAAACUAUUCCUACUCUCAUGAAGAAGCUGGAUGACCUGCAGAAUCACUCCACACAAAUGCCAAACAUCUCGGAGAACAUCAACCGCAUCCGUCAGCUCAUAAAGGAGGCGCGCAACGCAGCCAGCAAGGUGGGCGUGUCUGUGAAGUUUGACGGGAAGUCAGGGGUUCAAGUUCGUACACCACCCAACCUGGCUGACCUGGCCGCCUACACCUCCAUGAAGUUCUACAUCACCCUGCCCGAGGCCGCACGGAAGAGGCGACAGGACACAAUGAACAAACAGUUUGUUUUCUACCUCGGCAACAAGAAUUCCAGUAAGGAAUUCCUGGGGAUGGCGCUGGAGGGGAAAAGACUGCGCUGGUACUUAAAUAUUGGAGGAGAAACUGCGGACGUGAUGGUGGCUGAAGACGUCCAGACGAAAGGAAUCUUCAACACCGUCAUCCUGGAGAGGAUCCUCCAGUUCGGUGAGAUGUCCCUGUCUUCAGACCAAAGAUCCACCAAAGCCUCUUUGGAGGCUAAAGGAGACCAGGGCCUGCUCAACCUCUUGACUAACGACACUGUCUUCUACGUGGGAGGAUACCCACCAAAUUUCAUAAUGCCUGACCCGCUUGUGCUGCCUUACUUCACGGGUUGUAUCGAGCUCGGCACUCUGAACGAGGAGGUGCUCAGUUUGUAUAACUUUGAAGAAACCUUCAACCUAAACACCACAAAGGAAAGACCGUGUGGCAGGUCAAAGCCCUCGCUGACUCAGAACUGGGUUAACGAUGCAGCGUAUUUCGAUGGCACCGGCUUUGCUGAGAUCAGCUUCAAUGGCGAGGCCGCACAAUACUUACGCUUUGAACAGGAAAUCAAACUGCUCUCACACAAUGGAAUCCUGCUCCUGCUCCGCAGCGCGGGUCAGUUCCUGUGUGUGGCGGUGCUUCGCGGCGAAAUCGCAGUUUUUUACGAUUUCUCUGGUUCUCUUGAGAAGCUUACGCCUGAAAGCACAGCGGAGUCAAUAAAGAUCAGUGAUGGUGAACCCCGAAUUCUGGACAUUUUGAUUCUUCAAGCAAGCAAACUUGUGGUGAGGGUCAAUCGCAAGACCAUCUACACAAAGCCGUUCUCGGAGACCGUACCUCAGUUCAGCAGGUCCUACUAUCUGGGAGGAGUACCCAAGCAUGCGAUGCCUGAGAAGUUGAAGGCUGUGUUUUCUAAACAGGGUUCUGUGAAGGGCUGUUUCAGGAAUGUCAAGGCACUGGGCACUCACAUCGACCUGAAGAGGAUGAACAGCUCUGGAGUCAGUUUCGGCUGUGACAGUGACUUGUUGGUGGCUCGUGAGGGUCAUUUCACGGGUCAGAGUUACCUGAGCUUUAAUCUGACAAACGUGCCCAGGCUCAGGGACAACUUCUACACCAGCUUCAGCUUCAGAACCGACAAGACCGAAGGACUCAUGUUCUACCACCUUGAUCAGGACGGUGUCUGUCAGGUGUUUUUGCAAGAUGGCCAUGUCGUGGUGAGAGCCGGCAACAGUGAGAUCAGGACUCAGAAAACAUACAACGACGAAAACAGUCACUACGUCACAUUUUACAACAAUGACGCAGGGAUACGUUUGUACAUGGAUGACGUGCUGGAGAAAGAGAAGGGUGGUAACACCCGGCAGGGCACCAUUCCUAGCAGUGAGACAACCUCAGAUAAAACCACCACCUACCUGGGAGGAACGCCCGACCAAAGCUUCGCCAACCUCACCGGAUGUAUCAGCAAUGUUUUCAUCAAGAGGAAAACUGAUGUUCAGGCGGUUUUGAACCUGGUGAAAGCUAAAGAAAACGCCAAUGUUCCUCUGGACUGUCCCGCUGCUAAAAAGCCUCAGCAGAUCGUCGCCUCAAUGCCUAAACACAGUAAAUCUAAGGGGAAGCACAAGAAGACGCCAGGAUCUCGCAGUCGGAACACCCGAGGGUCGUGUCAGGGAGAGCUGUCGGACCACGAGAGCGGAGCGACGUACUUCAGCGGCUCCACGCACAGCUACCAGAGAUACGACAUCCUGCCCACCUCAAUGACUCACAUCUCCAUGGCGCUGAAGAUCAACUCCUCUGACGGUUUGGUGCUGUACGCAGCCGGCAGGCAGCGCAGUGGGGCCGUGAUAAUGCUCGGCCUCUCGGACGGCCGCCUGCUGCUUUUGUUAGACGGAGGGAAGAGGAAGGCCAACCUGCGCAGCCGCAAGAAGUACAAUGACGACCGCUGGCACACGGUCUUCAUAAAGCGUGAAAAGGAGAAGAUCAUGCUGAUUGUGGACGGCAUCGAUGCUCAGUCCAAGAAAAUGCCUGGAGGAGAACGGACUCGUCUCACCGGGCCUUUAUAUGUCGGAGGAGUCCCGUCCUCACUGACGGCAAACAUCCAGACUCUGUUUCCAGAUGCCCCGGGCUCUGGUGGAUUCAUCGGUUGUGUCAGGGACCUGACGCUGAAUGAAGCCCCUGCAGGAAGCCCCUCUCUCAGCCAGGGGACGAUGCCCUGCUUCCAGAACCAUCUACAGCCUGGAGCCUACUUCUCUGGACAAGGAGGACACAUCGCAAUAGAUGAGUCUUUGGUUCUGGGUCGGGAUAAUGAGAUCCAGCUGGAGGUUCGACCGGUCUCAGAGUCUGGGCUGCUGUUGCAUGCUGGGACGUCACCUGACCAUCACCUGAGCUUGAUCCUUAACCAGGGAGAGGUGACUGUCUCAGUAAACACUGGCAAAGGUGAAUUCUCUACCUCCUUCACUCCCGAAGAACCUCUGUGCGACGGCCGCUGGCACACGAUCACAGUGGUGAAGAAGAACAACGUCCUGCAGCUCCACGUGGACGGAGCCAGCUCGCACAGCGUCGGCCCCAAACAGAGCCGCUCCGCAGGCGCCAGAGAGACUGUUUACCUCGGAGGCACACCCGGUGGCGUCACAGUUCCAGGUCUACCUGCCAGCUUGCCGGCCUUCCAAGGCUGCGUCCGCCUUGCUACCAUCAACCACAGACCUGCCAGGUUGUCCAAGCCUCUCGCCGUGCACGGAGCAGUGGGGACCCAGGGCUGCCCACACAUGUAGACCCAACACACAGUCUUACCCUCACAUUCUCCAACUACAGAAUCCUGGUGGUGGGUGUCAUGUUACUGUAGCUAAUUUAAAAUAUCUAUAUUAAUAUUUAUUUUCUACGUUCAGAAAAAAAAAUGUAUAUUUUAUAUUUUCACCACAAUAUUCCUGGUGUUUUUUUUUUUUUGUGCUACAGGGUGCUACAGCUGAGAUGCACUGAUACGAGAUGUUAAAUUUCACCUCUGUAAUGAAAAACAUCAGUCACUUCGAAAAUGUGUAGUAUAUUGUAAAUAAAGGCAGAACGGCUUGAUUUCUCUAGGUUGGAUUCAUACAGAUAAAGUCCCAGAAUAUUUUGACUUUAAAAGAUGUAUACCGCUGUGUAUUGUGUAUCUCCAGCAGAGAAUGUUAAGUAGGCCUACUGAGUCGGUACACUGUGAACACUGUGAUACUAGAGAAACGUCCUCAGGCAGCACAGACGGGUGGCCGUACCUGCCACCGAGACGGGACUGGACUUUUGGGGGAAUCAAUUAGUUUGGGGUUUAAAAUAUUUUGCAGACAUUUUCUAUCAGCAUUGGUGAUGAUGUUGCAUUCAGGUGAUACUAGAGCCGUCAUAAUUGGUGAUUUUUGAACUGAAAACUUCUUUUAAUCUGACCUAGAGUGCAAAGAGUCGAGUCUGCCAUUCAAGAUAAUUUAAUUCAAAUUAAAUGAUCGUUGAGUUCCAUCCUAAGCCGUAUAGAGUCCUUCUCUCCCGUAGGACAUGAAGGCACCACAAAAUCUAGUUCUGUCCAAGUUGCAGGCAGCGUCUCCCGUCUAUAUUCCGUCAUAAAUGUAAACAUGUACCAAAUGAGUGUGAACCUGUAUGUAAUAUAACCACUUUUACAAAUAUUUCAAAAUGAAUAAGCUGUAUCCCCCCUCACUCCCCGCCCUUGUGUUGUAAAUGUUUAAAUAAAGUUUCUUUUUUCAUAUAAA
Messenger RNA from Mugil cephalus (flathead mullet), 12236 nucleotides. It is a transcript of the gene lama5, whose product is annotated as laminin, alpha 5. Gene Ontology annotation, cellular component: basement membrane. Gene Ontology annotation, biological process: axon guidance; regulation of embryonic development; regulation of cell adhesion. Lineage: Eukaryota; Metazoa; Chordata; Actinopteri; Mugiliformes; Mugilidae. The transcript has 80 exons. Gene Ontology annotation, molecular function: extracellular matrix structural constituent; signaling receptor binding. The record is from RefSeq and is a predicted model, not a curated record. Bases 231 to 11282 code for a protein of 3683 amino acids.